AGGAUGUUGAAGCCUUCUCGGAUAACUCAAUGAGGCUCACCGCUCAUCGACGGCUUUCCCCGUUAUGUCUCGAGAUCUCCCCUUCUCCUACUGACUUACAUGCAGAGGAAAUGAGUGCCCAUUCCCCGUCACACGAUAGCAUCAUUACUUUGCCGAUCUUGCAGGUAUGUCCACAUUGGAAAUUCUGUUUCGCUGUUUCCAGAGCUAGGACCAGAUCAGGCCACCGUCUUAUCAGGCUAGAUGACCUCCAAGCACUCAUCGUCGCAGUGUCAGCUGUUGGCGAAGAUUAACAUUGCAGUGGCAUUCGAUCAAAUCAUCUUCCUUUCAUGCAGGACACUUCUGUCUCCAAAGGUAGGUAGGUUGCAUUGUCUUGGUGGAUCUGCUCCAGCUUCC
Messenger RNA from Aspergillus piperis CBS 112811, 393 nucleotides. RefSeq lists its product as uncharacterized. The coding region runs from base 30 to 290 and encodes 86 amino acids. The record is from RefSeq and is a predicted model, not a curated record. Lineage: Eukaryota; Fungi; Ascomycota; Eurotiomycetes; Eurotiales; Aspergillaceae. The transcript has a single exon.